UAUCAAACGACCCACAUUAGCUUCAGCACUGAUAUUCGUUGCGCCAACGAAAACCCAACAACGCCGCAUGAAUUGAAUUAUCAUCCACGUAUUUUUUUCCUACUCUCUUUCCUCACUUUUCAUCUGAGAAGGACGCCACAACUUGACAAGACCGCCUAGAUAUCGGCCUACGAGACGUUUUAACAUUGGUUCCAAGUUUCCUUGACUAUAUCCAAUAUGGACUCUGUGAGCGAUGCUCUCGCUUCUAUUCCGCAGAGCGUGAUACUAGCCUUUGCUAGUCUUGGAGGUCUAUUCGUGGCCUCUAAGCUCCUAAGCUUCCUCAGUUUGUUUAUGAGUGUAUUUGUCCUUAGUGGCACCAAUCUCAGAAAAUAUGGCAAGAAAGGUACCUGGGCGGUGGUGACAGGUGCAUCAGACGGCUUAGGAAAAGAAUUCGCUACUCAACUCGCAGCGAAGGGCUUCAACUUGGUUCUAGUAUCCCGAACCUUGUCCAAGCUAGAAUCACUGUCUCAGGAGCUGGAAAAGAAAUUUUCCGGACUGCAGACGAAAGUCCUUGACAUGGAUUUCUCUGCUGACGACGACGCCGACUACGCUCGUCUCGCCAAGCUGACGACCGGUCUUGAUAUCGGUAUCCUCAUCAACAAUGUCGGCCAAAGCCACAGCAUUGCUGUCCCUUUCCUCCUCACCGAGCAGAAGGAACUUCAGGACAUCGUCACUAUCAACUGCCUCGGUACUCUAAAGGUCACUCAAGCUAUUGCACCCGGUAUGCAAGCUCGCAAGCGUGGCUUGAUUCUCACGAUGGGCAGCUUCGGAGGCUGGAUCCCGACCCCGUAUCUAGCCACAUACUCCGGAAGCAAGGCAUUCCUACAGCACUGGUCGUCUUCCCUCGCCGCAGAGCUGAAGCCUAGCAACGUAGAUGUUCAACUAUGCCUCAGCUACCUCGUAACUACCGCCAUGAGCAAGGUCCGACGCGCAAGCGUAUUGAUUCCCGGCCCAAAGCCUUUCGUACGGGCCGCCCUAGGCAAGGUGGGCCUCGGAGGUUGGCAGAGCAUGGCAUACACGUACACGCCAUUCUGGAGUCACGCGUUGAUGGCCUGGGCUAUCGAGAAUACCAUUGGCGUUGGUCAUCGCCUUGGUAUUUGGGUUAAUCUAAAAAUGGAAAUGGAUAUCCGGGACCGAGCUCUAAAGAAGGCGGCCCGAAACGCGAAGAAGGAGUAGGAGACGAACAAGACUACUUUGGAGAUAGAGGGGAGGAUGUCUGCAUGGAAUGGGGUAUUGUUAUCCAUAAAUAGCUAUAUCUGUAACUACCUACCUAUAGGCUUAGAUAAUUGCAAGAUAGUAAAUUUACGGAAGACCUUUGUAGUUACUGAUCCUUACCUAGCGGGCGACCUAUCUCAUAACCAUUCCCGGCAACGGACAGUCGAG
Messenger RNA from Annulohypoxylon maeteangense, 1422 nucleotides. Its product is annotated as short chain dehydrogenase. Gene Ontology annotation, biological process: fatty acid elongation. NCBI's taxonomy places the organism in Eukaryota, Fungi, Ascomycota, Sordariomycetes, Xylariales, Hypoxylaceae. The transcript has 2 exons. Gene Ontology annotation, cellular component: endoplasmic reticulum. The coding region runs from base 217 to 1215 and encodes 332 amino acids. The record is from RefSeq and is a predicted model, not a curated record. Gene Ontology annotation, molecular function: ketoreductase activity.